Messenger RNA from Mus pahari (shrew mouse), 2625 nucleotides. RefSeq names its product GTP binding protein 4 (gene Gtpbp4). The record is from RefSeq and is a predicted model, not a curated record. Gene Ontology annotation, molecular function: GTPase activity; GTP binding; RNA binding. The transcript has 17 exons. Bases 73 to 1977 code for a protein of 634 amino acids. Gene Ontology annotation, biological process: ribosomal large subunit biogenesis. Lineage: Eukaryota; Metazoa; Chordata; Mammalia; Rodentia; Muridae. Gene Ontology annotation, cellular component: nucleolus.
CCCGCCCACCGCCCGACGGCGGAAGUCCGGUCCGCGGCUUCUCCAGGUUUCCUCGUGCGUUCCACCGCCGGCAUGGCGCAUUACAACUUCAAGAAGAUUACGGUGGUGCCGUCUGCCAAGGACUUUAUUGACCUGACGUUAUCCAAGACUCAACGAAAGACUCCAACGGUUAUUCAUAAACAUUAUCAAAUUCAUCGAAUUCGACAAUUUUAUAUGAGAAAAGUCAAAUUUACUCAACAGAAUUACCAUGACAGACUGUCACAGAUUCUGACGGAUUUCCCCAAAUUGGAUGAUAUCCAUCCAUUUUACGCUGACUUGAUGAAUAUUCUCUAUGACAAGGAUCACUACAAGUUGGCUCUAGGUCAAAUAAAUAUUGCCAAAAACUUGGUGGACAAUGUUGCUAAAGACUAUGUGCGCCUUAUGAAAUACGGUGAUUCUCUGUACCGAUGCAAGCAGCUGAAGCGUGCUGCCCUUGGACGAAUGUGUACUAUUAUCAAGAGACAGAGGCAGAGCUUGGAGUAUCUGGAACAAGUACGUCAACAUUUAUCCCGCUUGCCAACCAUUGAUCCAAAUACAAGGACUCUGCUUUUGUGUGGGUAUCCAAAUGUUGGGAAAUCCAGCUUCAUCAACAAGGUGACAAGAGCAGAUGUGGAUGUUCAGCCCUAUGCAUUUACCACCAAAUCUCUGUUUGUUGGGCACAUGGAUUAUAAGUAUCUGCGCUGGCAGGUUGUAGAUACCCCAGGGAUUUUGGAUCAUCCUUUGGAGGAUCGGAACACCAUUGAGAUGCAGGCCAUCACAGCCCUGGCCCACCUCCGAGCUGCAGUUCUGUAUGUGAUGGACUUGUCUGAGCAGUGUGGACAUGGGUUAAAGGAGCAGUUAGAACUCUUCCAGAAUAUUAGACCUCUGUUUAUCAACAAGCCUCUUAUUGUUGUAGCAAACAAAUGUGAUGUGAAGAGACUAGCUGAACUUUCUGAAGAAGAUCAGAAAAUAUUUCUAGACUUGCAGGCUGAAGGAUUCCCUGUCAUCGAGACCAGUACCCUGACUGAAGAAGGUGUCAUUCAAGUUAAAACAGAGGCUUGUGACAGACUUUUGGCUCACCGAGUAGAAACGAAAAUGAAAGGAAAUAAAGUGAAUGAGGUUCUGAACAGAUUGCACUUAGCUGUGCCGAACAAGAGAGAUGACAAGGAGAGACCCCCUUUCAUCCCAGAAGGAGUGAUAGCUCGAAGGAAGAGAAUGGAAAUUGAAGAGCCCAAGAAGAAGAGGGAACGAGAUCUUGAGCUGGAAAUGGGAGAUGAUUACAUCUUGGAUCUUCAGAAAUACUGGGACUUGAUGAAUUCAUCUGAGAAAUAUGACAAGAUACCAGAAAUUUGGGAAGGCCACAAUGUUGCUGAUUAUAUUGAUCCUGCUAUCAUGAAGAAAUUAGAAGAGUUGGAAAAGGAAGAAGAGCUAAGAACAGCUGCUGGGGAGUAUGACAGUGACUCAGAGAGUGAAGACGAGGAAAUGAUGGAAAUCCGACAGCUGGCAAAACAAAUUAGAGAAAAGAAGAAGUUGAAAAUUCUGCAAUCCAAAGAAAAGAAUACACAGGGACCCAGGAUGCCACGAACUGCCAAGAAGGUUCAACGGGCAGAUUUAGAGAAUGAGAUGCGUAGUCUUGGUGUGGACAUGGAUGAUAAAAACAAUGCCCACUAUGCAGUCCAGGCAAGAAGAUCUCGGAGUGUCACUAGGAAACGAAAACGAGAAGAAUCUGUUCCACCCUCUUCCAUAGCCCGGAGUCGUAGUUGCUCUAAAACUCCACGUGAUGUUUCUGGGCUUCGGGAUGUCAAGAUGGUGAAGAAAGCCAAGACUAUGAUGAAGAAAGCUCAGAAGAAGAUGAAUCGCUUGGGGAAAAAAGGGGAAGCGGAUAGGCAUGUGUUUGAUAUGAAGCCCAAGCACUUGCUGUCUGGGAAGAGGAAAGCUGGUAAAAAGGACAGGAGAUAAUGUCCUCUUCGGUUGGAACAGUUUAACUAGACUCUUGGUUAUUUUUGGGUGUGGAAUGGUGUGUUUAUAGUUUUUGGAAUCGCCAUCUGUUAACCAAAAGAAACAAUGGGAAUGACUUUUAAAUGCUUGCUGCUUUGCUGAAAACUGGUAAAGCCUACUAAGUGUGCAGUGCUGUCUGUGGUCACUACGCAGUUUGGAUGUUUACGUACAGAGUUCUGUACUUGAUGAGCUUCUUUCAACGUUUUACAGAAAAGACUUACUGGUGUAAAGAGGCUGCUUGGUGGAAGAAAACUGUUUUGUAGUGGGACUUUUGUCACCCAGAGUACCUAUUUUUGUUAAGAAAGUAUCCCUGCUGGGGGUCUAGGCAGAAGGCUAUCCUCCUUACAUUCAGGGUUUAUCAGAGCUUAAACUACUCUUAAAUUAUUUUCUAAAUCUGUAGUACAAUGUAUCAUUGUAACUUCAACCAUUUUAUCCAAGUAAACACCCAGCAAAAAUACAGUUUGAUUACUUACAUUUUGUUUGAUUUAAUUGCAAGACACUUGAUGGCCACAAGGAGGGGAGGCGGGGAAUAGGACUUUGCUUUUUUGUUCUUAGAGCAAAAGAUACUUUUUUAAAGGAAAUAAGUGCCUGGGGUAUAGGCUCAAAACC